AUGGAUGAUAUGCUACCGCCGCCGAUGACCCCCUCCGAGCGAGGGGGAUAUCGGCGGACUAACGGAGGCAACAAAGCCUUUCACAAUUUUUACAACGAUUACUCUCACAUAUCAGAUCCCACGCUACGGCGACGGCUGGCCUUGAGCGAGAUUGACAAAGUCCCCUUUGGCUUGUACCAUGUCAGAGCAAUAUUGGUUGCUGGCGUUGGGUUUUUCCUUGACUCUUACGACAUUUUCGCGAUCAAUCUGAUUAUCACUCUACUGGGUGUUGUAUUUUGGCAAGGGCCUCCAGAGCAAGCCACACAUGGUUACGGCGGCAAUAACGGCGAGCUGCCAGGUCCAGUCAACUCAGCCUUGAAGGCGUCGACCAGUGGCGGAAUCAUCAUUGGCCAGAUCGUAUUUGGCUGGCUGGCUGAUGUAUUUGGCAGACGGCGGAUGUACGGCGUGGAACUUGGUAUCAUCAUUUUGGCGACCUUGAGCGCUGCGCUUGUAUCGCCAAGCCAGUCCGUCAGCUUUACGGGGCUGAUGAUAUUCUGGAGAGUCAUCAUGGGCGUGGGAAUAGGUGGUGACUAUCCGCUUAGUUCUGUUAUCACUUCUGAGUUCGCGCCGACUCGCUGGAGAGGUGCCAUGAUCGCAGCCGUGUUCUCGAUGCAGGGUAUGGGUCAGCUAGGCGCUGCUGUUGUCGCUCUCAUUACCGCCGAAGCCUUCAAGGACUCUUACAUCGAUGUGAAGAGCAUUUCCACCUGCCAUGCCAGGUGCCAGCUUGCUGCCGACCGUUCAUGGCGCAUCAUUGUCGGCGUUGGGGCCGUCCCGGCCUGUCUCGCCCUGUACUACCGAAUCACCAUCCCGGAGACACCCCGUUACACUUUUGACGUUGAGCAGGAUGUCGAAAAGGCGGAUGCAGACAUCAGGGCUUACAUGUCAAGUAAGUCAAAAGGCGACGUCGACCCUGAACUUCAAGCGAGAAUGAAGAAAGAGUCGGGACCUGCCUACAACACCCCUAGCGCAUCGUGGCGUGAUACGUUUGCAUUCUUCAGACGGUGGAAGAACUUCAAAGUCCUCAUGGGCACUGCUCUGUCAUGGUUCUUCCUUGAUCUGGCAUUUUAUGGCCUCGGACUGAACAAUACUGUCGUGUUGCAAGCCAUCGGCUAUGCUGAUGGCGAUAACUUUUAUCAAAAAUUACAUAACCAAGCAGUAGGAAUGAUCAUUCUAUCGUGCGCGGGCGCCAUCCCGGGAUAUUGGGCCAGCGUUUUCGCCAUUGAUACCAUUGGCCGCAAGCCUCUGCAGAUGCUGGGGUUCUUUGUGCUGACGAUACUGUUUUGCAUACUGGGUUUUAUGCUUCACCAGCUGUCGCACACCAUUUUCCUUACUCUCUAUAUCAUCGGCCAGUUCUUCUUCAACUUUGGCCCAAAUACCACAACUUUUAUCGUACCGGGAGAGUGUUUUCCAACGCGCCACCGCUCUACAGGCCACGGCAUAUCUGCAGCGAUGGGCAAGGUUGGCGCCAUCCUUGCGCAAGUCAUCAGCAUCCCUCUCUUAUCGAAAGACUCCCCCGCCGACUGCCACGGCAACGCCUGUUCGCCUUGGCUCGACCGUCUUCUCGAAUUGUUCGCCUUGUUCAUGUUCCUCGGCAUGGUUUCCACCUUGCUCAUCCCCGAAACGAAGGGUAUGACCCUCGAAGAACUAGCUGGAGAAGCACCAACUUCGUACAAUCGAGGCCGCAACGGCAGUAUAUCACAUUACCCGCGCCAACGAUCCAAGUGGAACCGCUUCGCUGGCGGACAACCUGCAGGCUUCUACUAUCCCCGUGCCAGUACCGUCAAAGCCGCGCGCGUUGGUAUCAUGGCAUCACCAGACCUUGUGGCCGAGGAGGAGCGUAGAAGGAGGAGUCAGGCAAAGUCUUGGCGAAAGAGACGGAGGGAGAGGGGCCCAGGUAGCAGCAUCGGGGGGUCGGAAGACUACGCAAUGAGCUUCCGCAACAGUGGCGUAUCGUCCUCAUACGGACGUACCAUGGGCGCUGUAGACGAGCAGAUGCCGACUGAACAGCAGGUCGCGCCCGGUGUGUUCCCGACAUGGGGCGCCGGAUGGGGCCGGGUGGAUCGCGGGGCGCAGCCGAUGGAGAACGUGAAGUUGCACGACGUCGGUAGUUUACUACGUCGAGACUCAAGGGCAUGA
Messenger RNA from Colletotrichum truncatum, 2175 nucleotides. RefSeq names its product phosphate:h+ symporter. Gene Ontology annotation, biological process: transmembrane transport; phosphate ion transport. Gene Ontology annotation, cellular component: membrane. NCBI's taxonomy places the organism in Eukaryota, Fungi, Ascomycota, Sordariomycetes, Glomerellales, Glomerellaceae. Gene Ontology annotation, molecular function: phosphate transmembrane transporter activity. The record is from RefSeq and is a predicted model, not a curated record.